Messenger RNA from Daktulosphaira vitifoliae (grape phylloxera), 2626 nucleotides. Its product is annotated as symplekin-like. Gene Ontology annotation, cellular component: mRNA cleavage and polyadenylation specificity factor complex. The record is from RefSeq and is a predicted model, not a curated record. The coding region runs from base 1 to 2547 and encodes 848 amino acids. The transcript has 13 exons. NCBI's taxonomy places the organism in Eukaryota, Metazoa, Arthropoda, Insecta, Hemiptera, Phylloxeridae.
AUGGAAAACAUGCCUAGCUCAUUGACAACUAGUCAAAUAAAUUGUGUGAAUAAGAAUCUUAAACUCCAACUUUUGAGUUUUCUUCGUCUGCCAGCUUCAACUGAUCAUCACCAAACAAUUGGAAAAAUUUUACUGGAUAUAGGCUCGACUAAUCAAGAAAUAUUAAAGGCUUUUCAAGUAGUAUCAAAGAAUGAUGACAGUAAACGUUUACUUCGUUCACUAAAAAGAAAAAAUGAUGAAAAGGAUAGCUAUAAUUUUGAUAAGGAUGAUAUUCCAGAAAAAAAAAGAUGCAUUGAGAGUAUAGCAUUUGAUCCAGAAUUAGUUAAAAUGUGGCUUCUUGAAAGGUUUUCAGUUGACACCGUUUCAAAACUAGUAAUGAAUUUCAUGCCAAAAUUACCAUCAAAAAUGCCUUUAUAUUUCCAAUCAAAUUAUACACCAAUAACGGCUGCUGGUACAGAUAGUCAAAUUAAGAAUUUAGCAGAUCUUUUAUCUAAUCAGAUUUGUACUUCAAAUAUUUCUUUACCCGAAUUAAAUGAAUGCAAAUCUGAAAAAAUUGAAACAAUAGAAAUGAUUAAAGAGGAACUUUUAAAGAAAAAUGAUGAUGAAGACAAUUUGUUUUUAUCAAUGCCUGCUGAAUUAAAUGUAAAAUGUUGUCGAAUUGACCCAUCUGAAGCAGAAGAAUUAUCACAUGACGCAUUAUUAAGAAUAUUGGAUACUGGCAAACUUAUUAUGUCAAAACCAUUUAAAGAUAUACAUAAUAAAGUUAUUACUCGUAUGGCUGUCAUGUGUAAUGAUAAAUUUCUAAAUACUAUACUAGAUUACAUAGAAUUAAAUAUGACAUAUAAUUUAGAUUUAUGUUUGUCUUGGUUAUAUGAGGAAUAUAGUAUGAAUCAAGGAUUUACUAAGCUGCCGACAGCUUUCAGAAAUUCCCUCUCAUCAGAACAAAACUAUAAUACAAUUUUAUGUUCAUUAAUAAGAGCAGCCUUGAAUAUUGAUGACCUCAAAGAUAAAGAAUUUGUCAUGACCGCUCUCUACUUAGAAAGCCCAUUUAUAACUGAUGAUGCUGUUGAUAUUUUAAAGGAUAUUUGCUGUAAACAUACUUUUGGCCUUUACAUACUUAAUGAACUUGUUACUAAAAGACCACCUAGACAAUUAGUUUACUUAAAUGCUCUUCUCUUUUACACAUCUCAUAAUGAAACUGAAUUACGUGAGAUGGCAUUAAAUUAUACAAGUAAACUGUAUACGAACAAUGAAUUAAAAAAUAUCAUUGAAGAAUAUGCUACCUUUUAUUUGGGUUUUUUGAGAUUACCACUUCCACCAGAUGUACUCUUUGGCCAAGAAAGUGGACGGCUAAUUAAAUCAGAAGUUUGGGAUGAUGAUUCAACAACUGCUUGCUUAUAUUUAUAUUUCAUGCUAAUGGCUAAUAAUUAUGAGUUGAUUCAUGAGUUAGCAUCAGUAUUUGUUCACGCAAAAAGUGAAGUGAAACGUGUUAUUAUCAAACUGUUACCUCAACCUAUUCAAAAAAUGCCAAUGAAUUCACCGGAAAUGUUAAGAUUGCUUGAAGAUAUUCCAAAAGGAGCUGAAACUAUGGUAACCCGAGUAUUACAUAUUGUUACAGAAAAAGAAAUUCCAUCGAUUGAAUUAGUUUCAAUGGUGAAAAAGUUAUUUGAUAAUCAGUUAGUGGAAGUGAGAUUUUUAGUUCCUGUUAUGUCUGGCUUGGAUAAAAAAUAUAUUUUAAAUGUUUUACCACAAUUAGUGAAGCUUAAUCCUAAUGUAGUAAAAGAGGUAUUUAAUAGAAUAUUAGGAAUAAACUCUACAAUAGCUAAUGCUAAUCCUUCACUAAGUCCUGCAGAAUUAUUAAUUGCUUUACACACUAUGGAAACAGAUCCUAAUGAUCUUAAAUUCAUUAUUAAAGCAACAUCUCUGUGUUUUGCUGAAAAAUCAGUAUUUACUCAAGAGGUUUUGGCAAUUGUCAUGCAAAAUCUUAUGGAUAUAAACCCAUUACCUACAUUAUUAAUGCGAACAGUUAUACAGUCACUUACGACAUAUCCACGCUUAAUUGGUUUUAUAAUGAAUAUACUACAAAGACUUAUAAUCAAAAAAGUAUGGCGACAAAAAACACAAUGGGAAGGAUUUAUUAAAUGUUGUCAAAAAACAAAACCAAAUAGUUUCCAAGUUUUACUACAACUACCACCUGAACAACUAGAAGAUGUUUUAAACCAGUGUCAUGAAAUGAGAAGACCAUUAUUAGAUCAUGUUCUUAGUUUUACUGAAGUUCAACGUUCUCAUAUUCGUCAAGCAAUUAUGGAUGUUAUAUUUGGUAAAGAGUUAGAAGUACCCCUUUAUAGAGAAUUAAAAGUUAAACCUGAACCAACUGAAAAUAUUAUAAGCACAACUCAAGCUACUAGUAUAAUUGAUACAGUGAAUACACAACUAAAAUCACCAGAUGUGAUAUCUAAUCUUAGAGAAGAUGAACUUAGGCCUCCUGGUGAAGGUGAUGAUGACUCAAUGCAAGAAAAUAAUGACACUUAUUAUUCUGUACAUUAAAAUUCCAAUUAAUACAAUUUUUAACUUUCAAAAAACUGUAAUUUUGUUUAAAAAAAUAUAUGUGUAUUAUUAUAUAUAA